Molecule: messenger RNA, 2104 nt
Organism: Saimiri boliviensis boliviensis (Bolivian squirrel monkey)
Lineage: Eukaryota; Metazoa; Chordata; Mammalia; Primates; Cebidae
Gene: DCSTAMP
Product: dendrocyte expressed seven transmembrane protein
Cellular component (GO): endoplasmic reticulum membrane; cell surface
Source: RefSeq, a predicted model, not a curated record
AGAGGAAAGAGGGAGAGAGGACGUGACAUCCAGGCUUUCAUAACUCACUGUCCUACGUUUGAAAGUAUCUGAUUUCAUUAUUUUCUAUAAUUGAUUUCUAGCACAUCCAUUCUGAGGAAAAUGCUAGGAAAAAAUAUGCUAUUCCUGUGUAUCAGUGUCACUCUUUGUUGACAGUAAAUGACUUAGUCACUUUGUGGGGGAAAUAAAGAGGUUGAUUCAUGGCGAUGUGACCCUCUUGCCUCUUCUGGUUCCUUUUUUCUUGCUCUAUAUCAAGACCCACAGCCCUUGAGAAGUGUAUUUCUGCAUUCGAAGAAGAACUUGAGAGAAACCUGACACAGGACACAUGGGUAUCUGGACCUCAGGCACUGAUAUCUUCCUAAGUCUUUGGGAGACUUACGUGUCUCCAAGAAGCCCUGGAUGGAUGGGCUUUAUCCAGCAUUCGGGAGUUUGCUGUUUAGUUGCCCUUAUUUCAGUGGGCCUCCUGUCAGUGGCCUUUUGCUGGUUUCUUUCAUCAAUCAUAGCAGUUGCUGUCUCCUGGAUUAUCACAUGUGUUCUGCUGUGUUGCUCCAAGCAUGCACGAUGUUUUAUUCUACUCGUCUUUCUCUCUUGUGGCCUGCGUGAAGGCAGGAAUGCUUUGAUUGCAGCUGGCACAGGGAUUGUCAUCUUGGGACAUGUAGAAAAUAUUUUUCACAACUUUAAAGGUCUCCUAGACAGUAUGACUUGCAACCUAAGGGCAAAGAGCUUUUCCAUACAUUUUCCACUUUUGAAAAAAUAUAUCGAGGCAAUUCAGUGGAUUUAUGGCCUUGCCACUCCACUAAGUCUAUUUGAUGACCUUGUUUCUUGGAACCAGACCCUGACAGUCUCUCUUUUCAGUCCCAGCCACAUACUGGAGGCACAGCUAAAUGACAGCAAAGGGGAAGUCCUGAGUGUCUGGUACCAGAUGACAACCACGACAGAGGUGUUGUCUUCCCUGGGUCAGAAACUACUUGCCUUCACAGGGCUUUUGCUCGUUCUGCUUGGCACUGGCCUCUUCAUGAAGCGAUUUUUGGGCCCUUGUGGUUGGAAGUAUGAAAACAUCUACAUCACCAGACAAUUUGUUCAGUUUGAUGAAAGGGAGAGACAUCAACAGAGGCCCUGUGUGCUCCCGCUGAAUCAGGAAGAAAGGAGGAAAUAUGUCAUCAUCCCGACUUUCUGGCCAACUCCUAAAGAAAGGAAAAACCUGGGGCUGUUUUUCCUCCCCAUACUUACCCAUCUCGGCAUCUGGGUGCUGUUUGCAGCUGUAGAUUAUCUGCUGUAUCGGCUCAUUUUCUCAGUGAGCAAACAGUUUCAAAGCUUGCCAGGGUUUGAGGUUCACUUGAAACUGCACGGAGAGAAACAAGGAACUCAAGAUGUUAUCCAUGAUUCUUCCUUUAAUAUAUCUGUCUUUGAGCCCAACUGUAUCCCGAAACCAAAAUUCCUUCUAUCUGAGACCUGGGUUCCUCUCAGUGUUAUUCUUGUGAUAUUAGUGAUGCUGGGACUGUUGUCCUCUAUCCUUAUGCAACUUAAAAUCCUGGUGUCAGCAUCCUUCUACCCCAGCGUGGAGAGGGAACGCAUCCAAUACCUGCAUGCAAAGCUGCUUAAGAAAAGAUCAAAGCAGCCGCUGGGAGAAGUCAAAAGACGGCUGAGUCUCUACCUUACAAAGAUUCAUUUCUGGCUUCCAGUCCUGAAAAUAAUUAGGAAGAAACAAGUGGGCAUAGCAAGUGCAGACAAGCCAUGAGAGACCCCAGGUACUCUUCAGCCACGUCGCAUCAGCAGUUCUCAGGUCUAUGAAGGCAGUCACUAUUCAUGCUGGAUAACAGAGAACGACAUGGUCUUCUCAGGAGCCUGAGUUUGCAGACCCACCUUGCAGAACCUGGUUAUGCCUCCUUUCAACUCAAAGCCAAAGAGCUGCCAGAUGAAUGGUUAUGUGGUCUGUCUUCCAGCCAAACCACAUGAUCUGACCUGUGUCACAAUGUUACAGCACUUUAGCUGGGUCCCCUGAUGGUGAGUUUCAGCAUAAAAUAACGUUCAAAGGAAAGAAAACAAUAACAAUUGAAAUCUCUACCACAGCCUCGCAAGCAGAUGC